This is a messenger RNA of Anoplopoma fimbria (sablefish), 1088 nucleotides long. RefSeq names its product BCL2 interacting killer (gene bik). The record is from RefSeq and is a predicted model, not a curated record. The transcript is spliced from 6 exons. The coding region runs from base 97 to 576 and encodes 159 amino acids. Lineage: Eukaryota; Metazoa; Chordata; Actinopteri; Perciformes; Anoplopomatidae.
CGUGGCCAGUCACAUUUGUGUCAGUUACCUGAAAGCAACAAGAUUAAAGGACGCUGCUGGCGGCGUCCGAUUUAAUCUACACAUAAGCAAACAAAAAUGGUGGAACAAACAAGACAGCCGAGUCGUGUCGUCUCCUUCCAGGCUGGACCUGGUGAGGUGAACACUGACGCCCUGUUUGACGUGAACCUCAGAAUAAAUGACAGAGAUGCACGGGCCUUUGGGUGCCAGUUGGCUAUAAUCGGAGAUCAGCUGGACCGGGAGUGGACCGGCAGACGGCCAAACUGGCUACCAAGUCCUCUUCACAUGCUGAGACCCGCUCAGGAACUGACCAGGAACAUAUAUCGAGAUAUCCACAGUCAGUUAUGGGGCUUCCAGGGCCUGUCUGCAGGGGUAAAGGCCUGGAUAGCGAACACUGCACCUGGGAAAGGGAUCCUCAGAGCGGACACCUGGGCAACCUGGGUGUCAAGUUUGAAACCAGUAACCUGCACUGGCUGGACCAGAGGAGCACUGGUGACUGUGGCACUGGUGGCUGCAGUGACCAUUUUCGGUGCACUAUGGGUGGAAGGGAAAGCUUAAAAAAAAAAAAAAAAAAAAGGGCCAUAAGCAGGUCUUUUAGGCCAUUAUAUAUUUGACCCAAAAAUGUUUGCAAAUUAAUGACAAUUAUUUCUAUAGCUGUUUUUUUCUCCAGUUUACUUUGAGUUUCUCUUUUUAUACAAAUUGAAUUUGAUGCUUUAUGAACGUAUAUAAGAUUUAAAAAAAAUUAUAAUACUGUCAAAUUUGUCAGGACAUGUAGACAAUAGUUUAAAUGGGUUUUACAGUGUUGCCCAAAGGAGGUCGGCCAGCGUAUUGUAGCAGUGACGUGUUGGUUCACAGUUGUAUUAAAUGUCAAAAAGCAUGUUUCCCAUGACUGGACUGUUGCUGGCCUGCAGUCUUUUGUAUCGAGAUUAGUUUCUUACUGGUUUAAGAGGCCCACAUUUAUACAAAUAUGCAGCCUGGGUGAAUAUAAAAAGAAGGGAGCUGGACUUUCUGUUUCAGAUUGGAAUCUUUUUUUCAUGUGACGCAAAUAAACUUCUAAAAAAAUGACAUUU